CGUGGUGACGUCACAGAUAUAAAAUUCCGCCGCUCUACCGGAGGAAGGGAAACCGCUCAGGGUUCGGAGUCUUUGUGUUCCGGUCGUUUCUACUUCCGCUGUCUCGCGUCACCUCCCUUCAUCUGUCACAAUGUCUGACUUCUCGGAGGAUCAGAUUCUUGAGUUUAAGGAGGCCUUCCUGCUAUUUGACCGAACAGGAGAUGGGAAGAUCAGCUACAGUCAGUGUGGAGACGUGAUGCGAGCUCUGGGGCAGAACCCAGUCAAUGCUGAAGUGCUCAAAGUACUCGGAAACCCCAAAGCUGAAGAGAUGAACAUGAAGAUGCUGGAUUUUGAGCAGUUCCUCCCCAUGCUUCAGGCCAUUGCAAAGAACAAGGACCAGGGCUCGUUUGAGGACUUUGUGGAGGGUCUGAGGGUGUUUGAUAAAGAGGGAAAUGGGACAGUGAUGGGUGCAGAACUACGCCAUGUCCUCACCACACUGGGAGAGAAGAUGACUGAAGACGAAGUAGAGACACUGUUGGCAGGACAUGAGGAUGCAAACGGCUGCAUUAAUUAUGAAGAACUCGUCAGGAUGGUGAUGAGUGGCUGAAGAUUUCAGAUCCAGUUUAUGUCCUGUAUGUAAUUACCCCAGAUAUGCUCACGCCCCUCACAUUCCUUUGUCCAUAGUUUAUUUUUUUGUUACAUUUUUAUGAAGUGCCUUCAAACUGUUUUAUUUCUUCACCGUUCCUGAACCACAUGUCUGAGGAAACGUCCUUCUGUGUCUUUCACUGUGAAGUCAGAGGUUUAAAUGUUUAGUGUCAGUGACACACAUGUUAACGUAGACGUGCAGCUGUUCCAAAGGGUUCGUGUCCGAGAUGAAGGGAAAAUCUUUCACCCGCUGCAGCAAUACAGUAAAAAGUAGUUCUGUUACUUUACAUGUACCAGGAGGUUGUUUCUCUACACCAUCACCUACACAAAGCUCCAUCUCCUACACUGAAGACUUCGGUGUAGAGACAAAAUUCACCUACACACUCGAGUUAGGAGAAAUGCCACAUUAGAGCUUUGGCCAACAUGAACUUCCUGUAGUGUUAAGUGUUAGAGUAAUGAGUCGUGUGUGUGUGUGUAAACAUGCAUGUGUUAAUUCACUGUACCAGACCUGUGUUUAUUUACACACUUCCAUUUACUUUCUCCUCACCACGGUGUGGUCACAUUCAACUGUAAAUUAAUAAAUGCUGAGGUUUAACUAUAAA
Tachysurus fulvidraco (yellow catfish) is the source of this 1226-nucleotide messenger RNA. It is a transcript of the gene myl6, whose product is annotated as myosin, light chain 6, alkali, smooth muscle and non-muscle. Gene Ontology annotation, cellular component: myosin II complex. NCBI's taxonomy places the organism in Eukaryota, Metazoa, Chordata, Actinopteri, Siluriformes, Bagridae. The record is from RefSeq and is a predicted model, not a curated record. The coding region runs from base 131 to 586 and encodes 151 amino acids. Gene Ontology annotation, molecular function: calcium ion binding; structural constituent of muscle. The transcript has 6 exons.